AUGUCUGACACUGGUAACCAAGACGCCCCCGUCGAGGUCUUUGGCCAAGACUCUGCUGCCUUGCCCAAUGGCCCCACCCCUGAGAAUCUUGCCGCCAUCCGUGCCCAUGGGUGGAUGGAGAAUGAGAAGCUCAACUACGACGCGUUCAACGCUCCUACCCCAGAGACUGCUCCCACCUGGGCCAGCGCCGCUAGAGUUUACGAGUGGACUGGCGAAGAGGGUGACAUCGGUCCCCCGGACUCUGAGCUUGAAGAGCAGCUGUUUGGUGGAGAGCAAACCAGGGCCGGCACCUCGCUGGACCACAUUCUGAACUUCAAGGCCAUCGUCGACGGCCCUAAGCAGUACAAGCCCAUCGACAGCGUUCGUCCCUCCUUUUUCGAUCAAAUGACAUGUAUCGCUGACUUUCUUGCANNGUUCGAGGCCGCCGGCCUUCACCCCCAAGUUCUGGACAAUGUGAAGCUUUGUGGCUUUGACCAGAUCACAGUCAUCCAAGCAUACUGCGUUCCAAUCAUCCUUGCUGGCCACGAUCUUGUCGCCGUCGCCCAGACUGGCUCAGGCAAGACCGCCGCAUAUCUCGUGCCUAUCAUCUCAAAGUUGAUGGGCAGNGUUCGCAAGCUCCAGGGACCCCGUCCUGUCGCCGGCAGCCGCGUCCGAGCCGAACCCCUUGUCGUUAUUGUUGUGCCGACCCGCGAGCUGGCCCAACAGAUCUUUGACGAAGCUCGCCGUAUCUGCUACCGCUCCAUGCUGCGCCCUGUUUGCGCCUACGGUGGCGUUCCUAUGGGUACCAACCUCCAAGAGCUCGGAAAGGCUUGUGAUCUUCUCAUCGGUACGCCUGGCCGUCUCCAGGACUUGAUGAACAAGCCCAACGUUCUUUCGAUGAAGCGCGUCAAGUUUACCGUGAUUGAUGAAGCUGACGAGAUGCUCACUCCUGACUGGGAGACCGAGAUGAGCAAGAUCAUGGGUGGCGGUGACCCUGACCACAAGUACCUCUUGUUCUCUGCCACCUUCCCAAAGGAGUCACGCAAGGUGGCCAAGGCUUACAUGGACGAGGAUGCCAUCCGCGUUCGCAUUGGUCGUGCUGGAUCUACACACAAGAACGUCAGCCAAGACAUCAUCUUUGUCGAACGCAACAUGAAGAAGCAAGCUCUCCGCGACCUGCUCAUGUCUAGAGAUGCUUGCCGCACCCUCAUCUUCUGCAACAGCAAGGGUGGAGUCGAAGAGCUCGAUGAUUAUCUCUACAACGAGGGCUUCCCGACCUUCUUCAUGCAUGGUGAUCGUUCUCAACUCGAGAGACAGGACGCUAUGAGAAACUUCAAGAACAAGAAGAACGGCAUUCUGAUCGCCACCAACGUCUUCGGCCGAGGCAUCGAUGUUCCUCAGGUGAAUCAUGUUGUCUGUUACGACCUUCCUGGUGUCGAAUAUGGCGGCAUCUCGGAGUACAUCCACCGUAUCGGCCGCACCGGCCGUAUUGGACACAACGGUCACGCCACCUCGUUCUACAAUGAACGUAACGAGGACCUCGCUCCUUUUCUUGUGAACAUCCUGCUCGAAACCGACCAGCCCGUCCCCGACUUCCUCGAGCAAUACAAGCCCGAGACUGGCAAGGCAGAGUUCGACGAUNNGACAACACCGACGAUGAGGGAGGAGGAGGAGGCUCAGCCAGGCUAUGUCGCUGCCCCUGGUGCCGGUGCUUCUUUCGACGCUCCUUCUGAUGCUUGGGGUGCUGAAGCCCCUGCCGUUACCGCUACUACUCAGGCUGAUGCCUGGGGCACUCCCGCCGGCGAGGUCUCGUGGUAA
Molecule: messenger RNA, 1797 nt
Organism: Aureobasidium musti
Lineage: Eukaryota; Fungi; Ascomycota; Dothideomycetes; Dothideales; Saccotheciaceae
Source: the annotation of a GenBank genome assembly